CACCAUCGUUGGUUUUAUCGGCCGAAAGCAAACAGAAGACUUAUUGAAACAGUGUCUACGGGGUACGUUCAUGCUGCGCUUCUCCGAUUCUGAGCUGGGGGCGUCACCAUUGCGUGGGUUGGAGUUUCGCAUUCUUCCGUGACAGAUUCAAGUGAAGUUUUUAUGCUACAACCCUUCACGAGCAAGGAUUUUGCCAUCCGCACGCUGGCCGAUCGUGUUUCGGACUUGAAACACCUAAUCUAUCUGUAUCCUGACAUACCGAAAGACCAGGCGUUCGGCAAAUACUACACGCCGUUUACCGACAGCCAGACGCCCACCAACGGUUACGUCAAGCCAUUGCUCGUUACUCACGUACCUGGUUGGAGUAGUGGUGGUGGUAACCUGGAAACGGGUAGCUACCCGCCAACGCCGCAAGGGUUCUACAACCCACAGGUUCUGCCAACAACAGAGUGGCAGCUUUCUCCUCGUAGAAGUGAUUACGUACUUUCCUACGUCGGCCGUAAUGGUCGGGCAAUGUCCUACGGUACCAUUCAACCCUAUUUAGAUUCCAGGAAACAUCUAAAGUUACAAACCGGACAUACCGUUACCGUCAUCGCACUUCAUGGCCAGCGUAUUCAAAUAUCAUGCUCGGUUAUCAACCUCACUAGCAGCGGAAGUUAUUUGGAAUUCAGAGAGAAAGACGGAGACAUCGCUAAACAACCUGUCAUCAACCGAGUGUACACAUCAAAGAGCAAUACAAUGGCCGUCUAUUCUCAAAUCGUCAAAGAUGCUGAUUGGUUUAAUUGCAAGUGGAAGACCACCGAUUCCUAUCCCAUCCAUAAACUUUGUCGUGACAUCGAGGCAAAAACCAUUAAUGGAGCCAUCCAGUCCAUGGAUUUAGCAGAAGAAUCGCACAGAUUUUGCACGUUCUCGAUCGUCGUACCUCUUGAUCAACACGUUCAAAUAUCUUGCUCUGUCGUUAGCCUCGCCAGCGGAUGCGGAUUGAAAUUCCACGAGGAAAGGGGCUGGAUGAACGAGGCCGGCUUGAUUUCUACCCGGCCAAUCAUAGACAGGAAUUAUACUUCAAAAGGAAAUAAAAUGUUCAUACAAGCUGAUAGCUUCGACAACAAACGAUGUCGGUUUGACUGCACGUGGAAGACGACCACAACACCUACAUACCGACUUUGUUUUUAUAAGAGAGCAAAAUCUCUCAAUGGAACCAUCCAACCAUUAGACGAUGCAGGAAUGGAUGGGCCUAGAUUUUGUCCCUUUACCAUUACCGCAGCACGCACUGAUCAGUUGAUACGAAUUUCAUGCUCGGUCGUCAAACUCACAACUGUACUAAGUUCACUGAGAUUUUACGACGGGCGGGAUGCCGGAGCCAAUGUUAUUGCUUAUCCACCAAUCGCCAACAAAGUUUACACUUCAAAAGGUAAUACACUUGUUGUAUUUUCCUGGAAGUUUGAUGAUGACUGGUUUGAUUGCGAGUGGGCGACUGUUCAAGCAUCUAGUUAAUUCUACUAUUGUCAUGAAUUGGGAUGAUUUCAAGGUUCGGACGUCUUGGAUGGUACUAUUUAACUCAAUAAAGUGUAUUGGACUUUGA
Molecule: messenger RNA, 1582 nt
Organism: Daphnia magna
Lineage: Eukaryota; Metazoa; Arthropoda; Branchiopoda; Diplostraca; Daphniidae
Exons: 9
Coding region: 163-1494 (443 amino acids)
Source: RefSeq, a predicted model, not a curated record